Bacillus rossius redtenbacheri is the source of this 2886-nucleotide messenger RNA. RefSeq names its product methyl farnesoate epoxidase-like. NCBI's taxonomy places the organism in Eukaryota, Metazoa, Arthropoda, Insecta, Phasmatodea, Bacillidae. Gene Ontology annotation, biological process: xenobiotic metabolic process. The coding region runs from base 15 to 1676 and encodes 553 amino acids. Gene Ontology annotation, cellular component: intracellular membrane-bounded organelle; cytoplasm. The record is from RefSeq and is a predicted model, not a curated record. Gene Ontology annotation, molecular function: oxidoreductase activity, acting on paired donors, with incorporation or reduction of molecular oxygen, reduced flavin or flavoprotein as one donor, and incorporation of one atom of oxygen; iron ion binding; heme binding. The transcript is spliced from 8 exons.
ACCGCCGCCCAGACAUGGACGUGUUCUCGCUGGCGGCGUGCGGCGUCUGUGUGCUGGUCCUCUUGUACGUGUCCUGUCCGAGACGACCGACCAACUUCCCUCCAGGUCCCCGCUGGCUGCCCCUGGUCGGCAGCCUGCCCCAGCUGCGGCGACUCUCGCGGCGGCUGGGCCACAUGCACCUGGCGCUGCUGAAGCUGUCCGAGCUCCACGACAGCCCCGUCGUGGGGCUGAAGCUGGGCGGGCGCGCCGUCGUGUGCGUGGGCUCCUGGGACCUCGUGAAGCGCGUGCUGACCGGGGACGAGUUCGCCGGCCGGCCCGACUCCUUCUUCAGCCGCCUGCGCUCCAUGGGCACGCGCCGAGGGAUCACGUUCACUGAUGGCCCGCUGUGGCGGGAGCAGCGCCACUUCGUGUCGCGCCAGCUGCGGCAGCUGGGGCUGGGCAAGCGGCCCAUGGAGCGAGCCGUGUUGGAGGAGCUGGCGCAGCUGACGGCCGCCCUGGGCGCCGAGCAGGGCCCCGUGAGCCUGGCGCCGCACCUCUCCACGGCCGUGCUGAACGUGCUGCUGACCCUGGUGGCGGGCGCGCGCUUCAGCCACGGCGACCCACGGCUGCUCGGCGUGCUGGCGCUGAUGGAGCGGCGCGCACGCUGCCUGGACGCCGCGGGCGGGGUGCUGAGCCACGCCCCCUGGCUGCGGCACUUCCUGCCGGGCCUCACUGGCUACUCCCUGCUGCUGCAGCUCAACGCCGAGCUGUCUCGCGUGCUCACGGAUAUUAUUGAUGCCCAUAAACUAACUUACAACCAAGACGAAACCAGAGAUCUCAUCGAUGCUUUCAUCGGCGAAAUGAGGAAGAACGGAGACACGCCAUCCACGUUCACAGAGGACCAGCUGCUGAUGGUGUGCGUGGACCUGUUCAUCGCCGGCUCGCAGACCACCAGCUCGCAGCUGGGCUUCGCGCUGCAGCAGAUUCUGCUGCGGCCCGAGGUGCAGGCCCGCGUCCACGCCGAGCUGGACGGCGUCCUGGGGGCCGACGAGGCCCCGCGCCUCGAGCACCAGGACAGGUGCGCGCUUGUGCUUGUGCUUGUGCGUGUGCUUGUGCGUGUGUUUGUGCGUGUGCUUGUGCGUGUGCUGCUGCGGCCCGAGGUGCAGGCCCGCGUCCACGCCGAGCUGGACGGCGUCCUGGGGGCCGACGAGGCCCCGCGCCUCGAGCACCAGGACAGGCUGCCGUACACGUGUGCCGUGUUGCUGGAAGUCCAGAGGAUGUAUCCAGUGGUCCCAGUUUCAGGACCUCGGCGAGUGCUGAAAGACACGAAACUCCUCAAUUACGACAUACCCAAGGACACCACGGUGCUGUUGAACCUGUGGCCCGUGCACAUGGACGAGGGGCACUGGGGAGACCCGCGCAGCUUCCGGCCGGAGCGGUUCCUGGACCGCUCCGGCGCCGUCGCCGCGGACAGCUGGCUGCUCACCUUCGGCCUCGGGAAGAGGCGUUGCCUGGGCGAGGCGCUGGCCAGGAGCUGUCUGUUCACCUUCUUCGCGGGCAUCCUGCAGCGCUACCAGCUGCUGCGGGCCCCAGGGCAGCAGCUGCCCCGGGACGAGCCCCGCCCAGGCCUCACCAUGUCCCCGCAGCCCUACUCCGUGCUGCUGAGGCCGCGACAGCCGACCACUCAUUGCCACUAGCGGUCCUCGUCCGCUGCCUAGCGGCCGGCCGGGGAAAACUGUACCGUCGGUUCAGUGGCGUAGCCAGGAUUUGUGUAUGGGGGGUGUUAAGAAGCAUGCCCCCCCUCCCCCCCCCCUGUAUUAACGCGGGGUGUCCGGGGGUCCUCCCCCGGGAAAAUCUGGAUUUUAAGGAGUAAAAUAGUGCUAUUUUAGCGGUUUUCGGUACUUACAUUUAAAUAUUGUAAUGGUAAAAAUUGUAUUAAUUUUAAUAUGAAAUUUGUUUUAGUGAUGAAUAAGAAAUUAAUUAAAGAUUUGGUGCUAGGGAGGGGGGGGUUUCAACCCCUAACCCCCCCCCCCCCGGCUACGCCCCUGCGUCGGUUAAAUGAACGUUGGGGGAAUUCUGGGAAGCCUUCUUUUUCACAGACGAGAGAGCCAAACGCCCGAUCGUGCAUCUUCGUUUUUUUUUUUUUUUUUUGGUUCAUUGUAAAUAAGUAUGGCCUCGUGGCCGUGCGGUCAGCAUCGCUAACUUCCAAAUUGUAAAUACAUAUGGUGGUGUUGAUAAAAGGAUAAGUACUAAUUGUCAAUUUGUUUAGAUUAGCUACAUUAUAAAUACUUUAAAACAUUGUGGACUGUUGAUAUCGGUUAGGAUUGCUGCAUUAAAAGAUAUGGAAAAAAAAAGCAUGAACUUCGGGUUUUGGCUCUCUCUCGUCUGUGAAAAGAAGGCUUCCCUGGAAUUCUGCCAAGUAAUGAGUAGAUCGCUGUCUUUAGAGAGCUGUUAUAGAAUACGUUCAGUAUGUAGCGCUUGUCAACCUCCUGCAGAUUCUCUCAUUAACUUAAAGCACUACAUCAGUUUGCACUUCUGAAGGUCAUAGAUUAAUUUUAACAAUUCACGCACGAGAAGAAACAAAUAUUUCCAAUUAAUGUGUUAUAGGGUGCAGCACUGUGUUCUUAUGCCCAAGAAGUGUAAAAACAAAAACAAAAAAAAUACAAUUGCAGAAUUCACCCUUACGGUAGUUUUUCAUGAGCGGGGCGGGUUAUAUAUUCCCCCUCCCUCUCUUCAGGUCAGGGGUUAGGGGGCAGCUGCCUUCCCCUUAAGAAAUUAAAAAAUAUAUAUAAUAAAAAUUAAAAUGUAUAUAUUAACAGCUUUUUAUUGUUAUUUCAACACUUUCAAAAGAAACUAUUGUUAGAAAAAAUUAUUAUUUUUUUAAAUAAAUAAUUUUCUUCCUUUUUA